This is a messenger RNA of Tilletiaria anomala UBC 951, 192 nucleotides long. RefSeq names its product guanine-specific ribonuclease N1 and T1. The record is from RefSeq and is a predicted model, not a curated record. Gene Ontology annotation, molecular function: RNA nuclease activity; RNA binding. The annotation marks the transcript as partial. The transcript is spliced from 2 exons. Lineage: Eukaryota; Fungi; Basidiomycota; Exobasidiomycetes; Georgefischeriales; Tilletiariaceae.
UCGCCAACUCGGAUGGUGCACCAGUACAACGACUACGAGGGCUUCAACUUUAGCGGCACCUGCGGGGACAGCACGUACGAAGAGUACCCGCUCACCAGCAGCGGAUACACCGGCGGCUCCCCCGGCCCGGACCGCUGCGUCGUCGGCGCCAGCUGGGGCGACUUUUGCGGUGCCAUCACCCACGUGAGUGCC